AGUUCCUCCCUUCUGACUUUAUCCUCACUCUGGAGCCACUGCUCCUCCUUUCUCCUUCUUCAGAGACUGGCCAUUCCUGUGGUCUGUAGGUUAUGCCCCCUUAGCUCUUCUCCAACCCUGAGCUCCAGGUCGGCUUCCUGCCACGUGACUGCACGCGGUGACCCACAGGCACCUGUCUCACACUCCCAAUGCCCAGGGGUUCACCCUGUCUCUCCAGAGUCUUCGGUCCCUUCCUCCAGCCUUCCAGCAUUCUCUGCGCCUCCCUCCCUCCACCCCUAGCCCACAGAUCCAGACCUGCCGGCAGUUCCUGUGUUGACUCUUCUCCAUUUUGUUCCUUAUAUUGGAGCACCGCUGCUGCCCUGUGUGCGGACUCCAGCUAACUCUGUCAUCCUUCAUCCAGACCAUCUGCUCAGGGCUUUGUGCCCCUCUGUGCUCCAGCAGCACCCGAGCACACUGCUCUAUGCCUCUGCUUUCCCAGCCGGCUACAAGCAGUUCCCAGACUGGAAUGAAGUCCUAUCCUCAGGACCGAGCAUUAGUUGCUCAGUGGUGAACACAUGGCUUUCUGUGUCCUGCUGAGAGGGAUAUGAGGAUCAAUUCCAGAGUCUACAGUCUGGAAGAUGACAGCAAAUGUUCCUGAAAAGCUAUGUAUGUGGCCAGAAAGAAAGGAACAAGAGCAUCCUUUGGGAAGCUUAGUUCUGGUUUGGAUGUUUUAGGAAAAACCACAAACAAACUACAGAAAAAAUAAAGGCUCCCCAUUCCUCUUUUAAAAUAAACACAAGGGACUUUGAAUAAAACAUUCUGUAAACCCAAACCAGAACUAAGCUAGUUUACUGAACUCAAAGGAAUCAUUUUCACUAAACCAUAAAACAAAUGUUUUUCCUAAAAAUUACUUGGUUAACCAACACAUAUAGGAACGAAGUAUUUUCCAAAACAAUUUCACUGAACAUACAAUCCACACGUUGUUUGGAAAUUGAUGUGUGCCUUCCUGCAUGGGAAGCUGAAGUCCGGGCGCCCAUGAAUAACUGGUGCCUGUUAUGCCAUCCCCUCCCCCAUCUUUGCCUCCGGAUUUGACGCACCUGCUCUCCUAAUGACUGGCCACCACGCCACCAAGCCUGACCCUGGCCCUUGCAUUUGCUGUUCAGCCCAAAUGCAGAAAUUGCCUAUUAACCCUGUAAACAGGCCUCUGCCCGCCGCCCCCGCUCCAGGCGAAUAGCUGGUGGAAAGCUAAUAGCUGGUCCGUGGUGGAAAGUUGAGCUGACACAGAAUGAGAGGCAGGGGCAUGUUUCAAGUGUCUAGGUGAGCUGUGCCAAACUCCAUGAAUAGCCUUGGGUUGAGCACAGGAUGGGGAAGGCUUGGAACCUUGAGAGGAAAGAUUAUUCCUACCCCCUGCUCAUAGGCCCACAGAUGCUACACUGCCCCCUGAGCUGAGCCCUCUCAUGGGCCUGCAGGGAGGAGAGAGAAGCCCCACCCAAAACUACCUCCAUCUAGAGCGACCCAGCCCUGGUGCUCAGGUGUGUGGAUGAGGUUCAUUCCAUCCACCCCCUUUUACAGUUGAGCAAACAAGCCCUUAGGUCCCCAUGGCCUCCCCCAGACCUCUCCACAGGUUGCUGACUCCCCACUCAGGCUGCCAACUGGGUGGGACACAGGUCCCCAGCCAUUGCCGCCUCCGGGCCACAAUUUCCUUUUAGGGUCAGGGAAGACUGAGGGCUUUGUAGGCCUAAGGGCAGGAGCCUGAGGAUGCAGCCUGGGAAGUGGGAGGAGGAUUCUUCAGGGCGUGGCCCGGCUGGAGCAGUCCUACCAUCUCAGAUCCCUGGGAAGACAGGGAGCGGGAGCAAUCUGUCUGGUGACCCCAGGGCCAGUGGCUAGGAACAUGCACUGGGAAGGGAAGAGUGUUGGGUGGCAGGCUACUCCCCCUCCCUUCAUUGAGACGUCACUGGAGUCUGGACCAGGAACAGGGGGAGGAGUCACCAUAAAUCCCAGAGCUGGCUGCCUGGGGAUCCCACUGUCACCUGGAGGAGCCACCUCAAGGAGCCUCCUCCUCCACAGCUUUCCCUCCGUGAGUGAAGAGGCUGCUUUCCCCCAAGGGCUGGGACUCCUGGAUGGCAGUCUGUCCUGGGUGUAUGGCACUCUGUUCCUCUUCUCCCUCCCAAGUCCCUCUUACCCAUGAAUCACGCCCCAAAAAGAGCCCUUUCCCUUUCUCUCCCCAACACUGUUUCUAUGCCUGCUGCCUCUAGUGUGGGAGGGACGAGGGGUAAAAACACUUGCCCCUGUCACCACCACACAUCCAUUCCACAUCCCCAACUGCCAUGGAAGAGAGAUGGCAAACCACAGAGAAAAGGCAGGGUGCUGUGCACCAGGUGCCCCCAGUGCCCCUACACUGCUGCCUGUCUCUUGGAGGGCUCCCCUGACCCGAGUCUCUGUUACUUUUUCCAACCUUCUACUUCUGGAAUCCCUGAUGGGAGGAGGGGUAGGCCUGACUGACCAGGAAGGGCCCUCAGCUGGCAAGGCUGGAAUCCUCUAUGCCCGGGGGGGAGGGGGGGGGUCUGGAGAAGGCUAGCUGCCUGGAGCCUCCGGGGUCCAGAUCCCUGGACUCCUGGGAUGAGGAGCAGUGGCAGAAGAGGGAAGGGCAUUAGGAACCACUAAAGCUGCCCCUGAAGCGCCAGCUGUCCAAGGGGACCCUGGAAGAAAAGGAAGGAGGUGUGGAUGGAAGUAUCCGCCUUCUUGAGUGCUGUCCACUAUCCGUGGGAGCAGCCCUGUCAUGGCCGGCUGCAGGCUAGGCCUUCUGCUACUGCUGCUGCUGACUGCCCACCCUGGACACUCGAAGGCUCAGCACUGGUCCCAGGGCUGGUACCCCAGAGGAAAGCGGGCUUCCAGCUCACCCCAGCACCCACAGCAUGUCCCAAGGCUCCCAGGAAGGGUCCUGGGCACUGCAGCAAGCAGACCAGACAAGGCUGCCCAUAACCUCCCAAACGAUGCCCUGGCUCCCUAGAACAGUGUGCCCUGGGAGGCCAGAACCACAGGCUGGUGGUCCCUCCACAGGAAGCAGCGCCUGGUGCAGACACUGCUGGUAAGUACAGAGAGAGGCCCAGGCAUUGGCCACCAGGGGCCAUUAUGGCCAAGGACUUGGGCUAUGUGGACAGAAGAGGGGGUAAUGAGAAAACACAGAGACGCCCCCUGCCAAAGCACCCUCAGGCACACAGCCAGAUGCCAUCUGCUAUUCUUCCUAUUUCCCAGAAUUCUCGGAACAAUUUAUGAUAAGAUACUUAUGUUAAAGUAAAAGAUUCGAAGUCAUUAGUGGAGUAGGAGGAGACAAUUGUGCUUAAAACCUCCAUAAGUAAGACCACAGCUGUAGCGGGAUCCUCUAGGCUUCUUUCUCAUCAUCAGGAGAACCCAGUGUGUCUCCCAGUGGGAAGAGAUGAGGAGUGUGAACUCACACUAAUAGAAGGGGGCCCAGAACCAGGUGGUCACUGCACUAGCAAUGACUUAGUGAUUGCAGAAGACCAAGUGCAGAGAUGGAUUACUACUAUUUUGCAAAUUUAUUUUAAAGUGCACCAGGAGGGCGCUAACUGAAGGAGAAAGUGGUAAAUUCCCAUAAGGCAAAAACUUAUCACCGAGUUUAAGUCGGUGUGAGCUCAGGCUUUCACAUACCAGGUUAAGGGUGGGCAACACCCAAGGAGCUACAGAGCGCCCACGCUGGGUCCUCUAGCAGCCAAGGCGCGUCCGCCAGAAGGCCACGUCCAGCUCCGCGGGGACAGGUCGGGAGGAGAGGGGGCGGGCAAGGUCGCAGCUGGGCUGCCAGGGCAUCUGCUAAAAUGCCCGCUUCCUCCCCGCGCAGACCGAACCUAGAGCGCCGCGCCCUGCAGCCCUCCAAUAACGAUGUGAACUCCCUGAAGCUACUGCCUCGAGAUCUCUCAGUCGUCCCCUCCCUUGCCCACCCGCGCUGAGACCCUACCCCGCGCGGGGGGCUGGAGGGACGCGGGCCGGGCCCGCCGGCGGGAGGGACACGGGGCGGGUCAUGGCAGGUCUCGCAGGAAGGGCGAAGCCAGAGCCAGCGGGCCAGGGGCGGACGCAGACGUUGAGGGGUAG
This is a messenger RNA of Neofelis nebulosa (Clouded leopard), 4086 nucleotides long. RefSeq names its product progonadoliberin-2. NCBI's taxonomy places the organism in Eukaryota, Metazoa, Chordata, Mammalia, Carnivora, Felidae. The transcript is spliced from 2 exons. The record is from RefSeq and is a predicted model, not a curated record.